AAGAAGAAAGAGAUCCCUGACAGAGGCUCUUGGAAAGGCAAAUUUGACUUCCUGCUCUCCUGCGUUGGAUAUGCCAUCGGCCUGGGCAAUGUUUGGCGCUUCCCAUACCUCUGUGGCAAGAAUGGAGGAGGUGCCUUCCUGAUUCCUUAUUUUCUGACUCUGGUGUUUGCUGGGAUCCCACUUUUCCUGCUGGAAACAGCUCUUGGACAAUACACGUCCAUUGGUGGACUCGGUGUCUGGAAACUAGCGCCUAUGUUCAAAGGCGUCGGCCUGGCUGCGGUGGUUCUCUCUUUUUGGCUGAAUAUCUACUACAUUGUCAUCAUUGCCUGGGCGCUGUACUAUCUCUUCAACUCUUUCACUGUGGAGCUGCCAUGGCAGAGCUGUGGAAAUCCCUGGAACACAGACCGAUGCUUCUCUAACUAUUCCCUGAAUGACACCACCAACCUGACCAGCGCUGUGACUGAGUACUGGGAGAGAAACAUGCAUGAGAUCUCUGGAGGCUUGGGAGAACCAGGUAGUGUCCGCUGGCCAUUGGCUGGCACACUCGCAUUAGCCUGGGUUCUGGUGUAUUUUUCCAUCUGGAAAGGUGUCGAAUGGACUGGGAAGGUUGUGUACUUCUCGGCGACAUACCCUUACUUCAUGUUAUUCAUCCUGUUCUUUCGUGGGGUCACCUUGCCAGGAGCCAAGGAAGGAAUCCUCUUUUACAUCACACCAGAUUUUAGCAAACUCUCCCAAUCUGAGGUCUGGAUGGAUGCAGCCACACAGAUCUUCUUCUCCUAUGGUCUAGGCCUGGGAUCUCUGAUUGCCUUAGGAAGCUAUAAUACCUUUCACAACAAUGUGUACAGAGACUCCAUCAUUGUUUGCGGCAUAAAUUCCAGCACAAGCGUAUUUGCAGGUUUUGUUAUUUUCUCCAUCGUUGGCUUCAUGGCUCACAUCACCAAGAAGCCAAUAGCUGAGCUGGCAUCCUCAGGUCCAGGACUGGCGUUCCUCGCCUAUCCACAAGUCGUCACACAGCUGCCUAUGUCCCCUCUCUGGUCAAUUCUCUUCUUUUCCAUGUUAAUGAUGCUUGGUCUUGACAGCCAGUUUUGCACUGUGGAAGGCUUCAUCACAGCCCUGAUGGAUGAGUACCCACACCUGCUGAGGUCAAGGAAGAAGAUCUUCAUUGCAGUGGUGUGCUUAAUCUCCUACCUGAUCGGAUUCUCCAACAUCACCCAGGGUGGCAUCUAUGUGUUCAAACUCUUUGAUUACUACUCAGCCAGUGGUAUGUGCCUCCUCUUCCUGGUCUUCUUCGAGACGAUCUCCAUCUCCUGGUGUUAUGGUGUGAAUCGAUUUUAUAGGAACAUUGAAGAGAUGAUUGGUUAUCAACCUUGCAGCUGGUGGAAGAUCUGCUGGGCCUUCUUCACUCCACUCGUCUGUUUGGGUGUUUUCUUCUUUAGUGUGAUCGAAAUGACUCCUCUGAGUCUGGGGAAAUACGUUUAUCCUGCUUGGGGCCAAGGCAUUGGCUGGUUCAUGGCCCUGUCGUCCAUGGUCUUGAUCCCAGGAUAUAUGCUAUACUUUUUCUUUACCGCAAAGGGAACACUCAGACAGCGGUUUCAGCUGAUGACCCAGCCUAUGGAAGAUGUGACUCUCCAACACAAUGGGCUACAGCCAAAGACUUCGCUGAAUGGAAGUGUCUCUGAUGCUGCUGUCUAG
Molecule: messenger RNA, 1692 nt
Organism: Pogona vitticeps (central bearded dragon)
Lineage: Eukaryota; Metazoa; Chordata; Lepidosauria; Squamata; Agamidae
Source: RefSeq, a predicted model, not a curated record